Arctia plantaginis is the source of this 933-nucleotide messenger RNA. The record is from the annotation of a GenBank genome assembly. NCBI's taxonomy places the organism in Eukaryota, Metazoa, Arthropoda, Insecta, Lepidoptera, Erebidae.
AUGAAUAAAAACUACGAGAGAUGCACUCAUUGCAAUCGUCGCAAAUGGCUUGUUACUGGUUGUUUACGGAAGUGGUUGAAGCCCCCAGAAUGUAAACAUCUACAACGAACUGUUGAUAACAAAAGGGAUUUUAACAACACAGACAUUGUUAACGGCGCAUUUUUACCAGAUCGCAAGCCUCCUAUGAACACAAAUAAGUUUGUAAAGUUUUGGAAAAAUAAGUUAUUUCUUACUGGUAAUGUCAGAGCUUUGCAAAGAUAUUUUGGUAGUAAGAAUAAUACUGGGGAACAUCUGUGCAGUCUUAAUAAAUGUACUGAUGCAUCGACAUCGUCUGAGAAAAGAAUUGUUGUUGCUUCUGGAUAUGAGGCAAAAAAGGAUGGUCUAUUAAAUAAACAAGUAAUAAAGUGUGAACAUGCAGAUGGACACUCUGUUCUCCGUGGACAUCACCAACAUGUUUCUCUUGAAACAUGUGCUAUAUAUUGCCAGUUAUCAAAACGAGGCUGGUACUGGGGAGGUAUUACUUCUAGUGAGGCAGAGGAGUUGCUUGCAGGACAGCAUGACAAUGUAUUUUUAGUAAGAGAUUCGUGCGACUCCCGCCAUAUCCUUUGUGUCUCGUUUCGAUGCGUAGGACGCACACUUCAUGCUCGCCUUCGACACGCAAAUGGACUGUUUUCCUUGAAUAAUGAAACAUUUGUGCCAGCAAAUCGAAUUUCAGAGCACUGUGCAGCUGUGGAUGUGAAAUCAAACCUUUUUGAAAUGCCCGUCAAACUUGCAAGGCCACUAAAUAGGUUUGCGAGGCUGGAUUCUUUGCAAAUGAUCUGCAGGUUUGUUAUCAGGCAAACUGUAUCCGCGAAUCUAUGGAACAAGUUGCCACUACCACCAAAUUUGAUAUCUUAUGUGUCUGCAGGCAGUGACUACAUAGUACCGUCAUAG